This is a messenger RNA of Gigantopelta aegis, 2637 nucleotides long. RefSeq names its product cadherin-99C-like. The coding region runs from base 1 to 2637 and encodes 878 amino acids. Gene Ontology annotation, molecular function: calcium ion binding. Gene Ontology annotation, biological process: homophilic cell-cell adhesion. The record is from RefSeq and is a predicted model, not a curated record. Gene Ontology annotation, cellular component: membrane. The transcript is spliced from 15 exons. NCBI's taxonomy places the organism in Eukaryota, Metazoa, Mollusca, Gastropoda, Neomphalida, Peltospiridae.
AUGAAAUUUUUUCCGUACCCGGCUGUUCAGCCUGUUCAACAGUCUGUGAAGAUCCUUGCCCAUGAUCAUGAUACCCUGAACACACCGAUACAGUUCUAUCUGCAAGAAACUAUUCCUUCAGGCUUCAAUAAUUAUUUUGCUGUGACGACUGGAAUAGAAAUGAAUGGAAUAUACUCAGCCACGGUACAACAGACCCAGACUCUCAACAGACUCUCCACUACAUCUUUACAGAUUAUUAUCAGGGCUGAAGAGCAGUCUGACAGACGUCGAUACGAGCGCGCACUGAUCACUGUUACUGUGAACGCAGCAAACAUCUUCCCGCCAACUGUGAGGUCAUCAACCAACAGCUUCACUGGCUACAUCCCGGAAAACUCGCCACGGGGAACUCUCGUUUUAGAUCAGCAGGGAACACGCUUUCUGAAGCUGAUAGUUACUGACGGAGAUGUCCUUGCCAGUGAUCCGAGUCAGACUUACAGUUAUACCGUCACCGACACAGCCAUCUUCUCCGUCACACAGGAAGGAUACAUCGCUUUGGCAACGGAAAACCUCGACUAUGAAGUAACUCAGCGGGUUGUGUUUCAGUUGAUUACCUCGGAAUCCAGCACCGCGGAAAGACGCUCGACCACCACGACUCUGACAGUUGAAGUGAUUGACAGAAAUGAUUUCUCGCCAACGUUUCCCGCCACAACGUAUGUGAUGACGGUACCCGAGGCUGACUACUCGCGGUCUCCAGUCACAGUUGUCACAGUCCAGGCUACAGAUGCCGACAGUGGAGACAAUGGCAUUGUGACUUACGAGAUAUCUGCCGUCAGUAACAAUGGUGAAGGGAAGUUUGCUGUGGAUGCGAACUCGGGCAGUCUGCAGGUGGUGGGUCAGGUGUUGCGAGACGAGCUGUACACGAUCACGAUCCAGGCCACAGACAAGGCUGAACCGGGUCAGAGGAGAGCCUCGCAGACUGCAGUGCUGGUCAACGUGACGCGGGUCGGAAACCUCGGACCGGCCAUUCCGGCCAGCACAUACUCAAUAACUGUCAGCGAAGGGGUCACCAUCGGAGCGUCUGUGUUCGCAACUCCGGCCACUGACCCCGAUAAUGAUGUUCUUUCUUACCAAAUUAUUAGUGGAAACAACAAUCAAGAUUUCGUCAUUGGACGUAAUACUGGUUUGGUGUCAACUCGGAACAGACUGGACCGUGAAAGUCGCCCAUCCUAUUCACUGCUGUUACACGUAGCUGACACUAGUCAUCGGACUGCAACAACAACACUGAGUAUAAAAAUAUCUGAUAUCAAUGAUCAAAACCCCUCCUUCAUAAACCCGCCAUACAUCUUCAGUGUGCUCGAAAAUGAGCUUGGUGCUCUUGUUGGUCAAGUCAUGGCUACAGAUGCUGAUGAACCGAAUACGGCAAAUUCUCAAAUUGCUUACAGAAACUUCUUAGAUUCAAGCAGUUUUAUAGUAAAUUCUGAGUCAGGCCAGAUCACCACUAUAGAGCCGUUGGACUGGGAAACAAAGAGAGUCUACUUGCUGUUGGUGGUGGCACGUGACGCGGCCUUCGACAGUCGUAGUAGCACGGCAACCGUUACCAUCAACGUGGUCGACAGACCCGACAGUAUUCCAGUAUUUGUUGAGACAAACUAUGAAGCAUCGGUCCCAGAGAAUGAAAACAAUGGUCUAGUUACUACAGUCACAGCUACAGAUGCUGAUUCUAUACCAGAUAUAACCUACCAGUUGCUGGGGCCAGCUUCAACCGACUUCACCAUUUCUGAAUCGGGUGAGAUUCGUGUGAAAAAUGUGUUGAAUUACGAAGUGACCAGCUUCUACGAGUUCUAUGUUACCACCGCUGAUGGACGGAACUCUCAAGAACCAUCAUCCACGGCCACUGUCAGAGUCACAGUACUGAAUCCGCCUGCUAAAGGCCGAAUCGUCAUCCUUCAGCAACUUCCAUUCGGCCGCGGCAGGUUCCUGAACCUCGCCCGCCUUCUUGGUUGGGAUCUCAAUGAUUUUGCUCCAGUACUGACAUUGGCGUCAAAUUCUAUCACGAUGCAAGAGAUAGCUCAAGUGGGAGAACACAUCAUCACUGCAACAGCUGUAGACAACGAUCCACAAAAUACACCUAACAGCCGAAUUGCCUUCAGUAUUGCUGACAUUACCCCGGCAUCUGGAAGUAGCUUGUUUUACAUCAAUCCAAACGAUGGCCGCCUAUAUCUGGGACAGCCAUUCCGCUCAGACAUCUCUAACAGCAACAGUUACCAGGUUACCAUUCGCGCCACAGACUUUGGCAGCCCCACCCAGUCUGGAACCACUAUACUGACAGUGAACGUGUUACGAAACUCACACAAACCUGUGUUUACGGCAGGGUCUUACGAAACCUCGAUUGUCCAGACACUGAGUGUGGGAGCCAGUGUGUUAUCUGUGAAGGCCACAGAUUUGGAUACAGAGACUCCUUACAAUGUCGUUACGUAUUCUGUUCUGGAUGACAGCUCUUCGAGUCAGUUGUUUGGACUCCCUAACAGCAAUGAUGGGUUGAUUGUACUGAAGAAUACACUGACGCGAGAUUCAGCACUUACCUAUGUGGUACGUAACAACUACUCAUAUUGUUUAAUGUUUUUGUUUGAAUAUCAAGAUGUCUGUAACAAUCAGUAA